ACUGGACGUGUUUUUUUACAAAAAAAAAAUUAUUUGUGGAAAAAUUUUCUUUCAAAAGAAAUUAAUUAUUACAUAAUAAUAGACUGAAUUGCGUGUCACAAAAAAAAAUAAUUUUUAAGGAUAUCACAAUGAAAAUUUUUAUCUUACUCGUGUCAUUUGCGGGAGUUGCUCUUGCUCAACAACAACAAAAGUACACAACGCCCGUGCCGAUUCUCAAGCAGAUCAAUAGACACAACGAAGAUGGUUCGUAUAGCUUUGGUUAUGAAGCUGCCGAUGGAUCAUUUAAAAUCGAAACGAAAUACCCGAAUGGAGAGGUACAGGGAAAAUACGGAUAUGUAGAUGACCAAGGGAAAGUUCGAGAAGUUGAAUAUGGAGCAAGUGCGAAACGGGGAUUUGAACCUCAUGGAACCGACAUCCAAGUACCUCCUCCAACAAUCUCAAACAAUGCCAACUCCAUUCCUCUUGGACCCGAUGAGGAAGAUGAUGGUCAAUAUCGCGAAGACCCGAGCAUCUAUUGGAAAGAUCCCAAAUACAACAAUGGCGUGAAACAUUCAGCUGCCAAAGUAGCUGCUCCAAUUUAUCGCCCGCCAAGCAAUUACAAUUCCGCACCAAACCAAUAUUACCAAAAUAAUGUGCAAGAACGCGUUUACCAUCAACCGCAACCCCAGCAGCAAUAUCGCCAACCAGCUGUUUACCAACCUGAACCUGUGUACCAACAACCACGCUUCCAAGCCUACCAACAGGCUCCGCAGCAACGCUAUUACAACCCCAAUGCCCGUUCUGACUUUUUGCAACAUUCGGCAAUCCAAAACUUUGACCUCAACUCAGGAUCUUACACGAUCAGCUAUUAGGUUAGAAUUCCCUGAAGCGAAAAUUUGUCUUGUAAAUUUCUCCCUCUUUCUGUUCUUUUGUUAAGAAUAAGUCUUAUGAAUAAGUGAGUGUCCAUAUUUCGAUCGAAA
This is a messenger RNA of Culicoides brevitarsis, 959 nucleotides long. RefSeq lists its product as uncharacterized. Gene Ontology annotation, cellular component: chitin-based extracellular matrix. Bases 129 to 851 code for a protein of 240 amino acids. The record is from RefSeq and is a predicted model, not a curated record. Lineage: Eukaryota; Metazoa; Arthropoda; Insecta; Diptera; Ceratopogonidae. The transcript is spliced from 3 exons. Gene Ontology annotation, molecular function: structural constituent of chitin-based larval cuticle.